AAAGUUGCUCUAUGGCUGAUCAGUGCAAUUGAUCACCACGUUGGUUCGAUUGCGUGCUCUGCAGCCCAGAAAGUCGGGAACACAGAAGUCGUGACGUGACAUUUAGUCGGGUACGCCCCUUUUUCGGGACCAUAAUCACAUUAUUCCACUCGAGUACCCCGCGUUGAAUGGGCCACCGUCUGUUAAAUAAUUCAUACGGGUGCUAUGCUUGGCUGGAGUUGAAUGGAAACGGAUUGGUGACGUUCUACAUUUUUCUGUUUAUACAAGAAUGUCUGCUUGUAUUGGGACUUGCGUUUCUAAGAUGGCGUGAAGUUCGGACUGAAUAAGAUCAUGAUGGAUAAAAAACAAAAGCGUGCUCCGGUGCCCGAGGGUUUCUCCCGACAGGGUGAUGAGGCCAAGGAACAUUUGCUACCAGUCCGGACCCAGAUCGAGAAAUUCGAAGAGAAAGCACGCCUGAACUUCAACAAAAGCCGUCCCGCCCCCCAACCCCCGGGCCGAUCUUUCGUCCUUCCAAAAAUUGGAAACUAUCAGCCCAAAUCACUGCAGGUGUCUAACUUCACGGAUGAAAAUGUGAAUAAAACAGAUUUUCAGAAACUAAAUAACGAAAGUGAUAAUGUUGAGGAACCAAAAAAAUUCAUGAUUAUAGGCGACAAAGACACGCCCAUCACGAUCCACCAAUCAUCUGACAUUACAGACACGCCCCCAGAAAACGAAUUCUUCCCGCGGUUUGGUUCCGAUAACCCAGUGUAUGAACCCGAUGAGUUGUCUCAGAAUACAACUGAAAAAGAUUUAGUGUUAAAUUUCGAGAAAACUAAAAACAAUCCUCUUUUCCAAGAAAAUGAGGAAAACUCCCCUCGUCCACAGAUAACUUCAGAUACAGAGACGGUGGAGAAAUCUCCGCGAGAAGGAGAUGAUAAUAAAGUUGUGUAUAAGAAAAGACCGGCGCCUCCUCCUCCAGUUCUCAGUUCCCCAGAGGAGGAGGAGGAAUAUCCAGCCCCGGACUACGAACCCGACCCGGAUUACGACGACGAGGAAGAACCGGAAGCAAUGGACGUAAAUCCUCCGACUGUGCACUCUCCAGAGCGCCAUCUACCACCAGUAAAACGUGAAAACGAAGGUGAAGACUUUUCCAAAUAUAUGCACGAUAGUGAGGAUGAGGAUUAUUUCUCGGACAACAUUUACACGUGGAGGAACAAGAUAAAGUAUAAAAAGAAACCUGCCCCAGCUCGCCCUGUUUCACAACCGGCUGGAAAGAAAAACGACAAUCGAUCGAAACCCAAGGAGAAACCAAAACAAAAUCAAGUGAAAUCCAAUGGUCAUUCUAGCCUCAGUAACGUACCCACAGAAGAAAAUAUACGCAAAACAAUACGAGAUUUCAGUUUUACCGAUUCUAAAAUUGGGUAUGAUGACAGGACUGUUAAAAGUACUACCGCUAUGGGGCGCUAUAUGAAGCGCGGGAAGGACCGACUUCCGUUACAGCAGGUGAGCAGCGGGUCGUACGAGGACUUUCUUAGAACUCGAUACAACGAGAACGGCAGCAACGGUAGCGGCGACAGCGGCCAUGAAACAGGGGACGAUUUCAAUGUUCAGACGGAUAUAUUUAGACAAAGCCAGCCAAAACAAUUUAAAAGUGGCGGGAAACAAUCCGUGUGGGAAAAAUUGACAUGGCGAUUUAAACGACAUUCUAGAGGCUAUGCUAUGACGUAGGUAUUUUCAGUCACGACUGCGAUUUUUUUUCCCCGCUUGUUUCCUCGAUAAACCGUGAAUACACAAUCUGAAUAUGAACAAAGUAGUAAGUUAUAAAAGUUUUGUUUCUUUAGUAUUGUUAAAGUCAGUCCUAUUGUGUAUUCAGUAUGAUAUAGGUUAUCGCUUCGAACCAACUCUUCUUGCCUAAAACAGUUUCUGAGAACAGAUAGACCUAUACAUGUAUAGGCCUAUGUAGUAUAGAAUGCACUGUGCUGGUGUAGAUAUCUACAGGUUUAUCGAGGUAUUGCUUUUGAUUUUGAUUUUAUCAUAUUAGUAUAUGUAGUUGUGAUAUAGAGUUUACUGGGAGACCGAAUUGUGCCAGGCAGUAGCGCUCACCACGAAUUCUGUGCAGCAUACAAAAAAUGCAUAAAGUUUGCCAUGGAUCAUCGGAAAUCGCAUUAUUCUGUGAUAUAAACAAUGUUGGCUAUUAAAUUCCAAUUGUUGGCAUUUUUAGGAUUGUGGUGAAUUUAUGUGCAAUAAUAUUAACGAAUUAAAUAAGCCGAUGACAAAGAUAUGUGUAUUUUAAACAUUCAUUUUUGCGUCAUCAAUAGCAUCUACAAAUCACGUGAUCUAUUAUUUGAUUUAUUUUAAAUUUGCAUGUGUAUAUACAUAAAUGGCUAGAUAUAAGGUACUCCUAGACCUAGGUUAACAGUCAUGCGCUCCUUAUAUGAGGUAUUUAAAAAAUGAAAUAAGAUAUAAUUUUUAAAAAAUGAAUAUACAUAUACUUGGUGAAAUAGAAUAAGUAUGGGCACUAAACCUCUGCUGGCCGGAGUACCGUAGAAGUCUGCUUUGUAGGUUACCGGUGUAUAUUGCGCACAUAUCACAUGCUCUUCCCGACCACGCUGUGAGACACGUGGCUAAACAGUGAAAGCUACAGCUAUCAAUAAACAGAUUUAAAAUGAAUGCAAUGUACCAUUUUAUUAUUUUUCUAGAGGCCAUUUUCAAACGACUUGAUCCAGUGUUCUUGCAUAUUAAUAUAAAUAUUUUUUUAAAAGUAGGAAAUGCUUAUGUGCAGGGAUAUAGAAUAUAUAUAUAUAUUAUGUACAUAUCGUAUAUGAAUCAUAUCUAUAUACAUGUGUGUAAAUAGAAAUGUACAUGUAUUUUGCAAUAUAUACAUGUGUUUAGAUAUAAAUGUAUAUGUAUUUUGCAAUAUCAUCGUAAGGUAUUUCAUUUUGUAUUUUGACAAACGAGGUUGGGAUAAAAUUCUCCAACCAAAUGUGAAUUUAAGAAAUCUGAUUUAUGAUUUUCAUGUAUUUUUCAAAAAUUGUCUUUUGGAAUUAAAUCUCAAUGACAUGUUAA
Messenger RNA from Ostrea edulis (European flat oyster), 3045 nucleotides. RefSeq lists its product as uncharacterized. The record is from RefSeq and is a predicted model, not a curated record. NCBI's taxonomy places the organism in Eukaryota, Metazoa, Mollusca, Bivalvia, Ostreida, Ostreidae. The transcript is spliced from 2 exons. The coding region runs from base 331 to 1707 and encodes 458 amino acids.